Messenger RNA from Aspergillus puulaauensis, 930 nucleotides. Its product is annotated as oxygenase MpaB family protein. Gene Ontology annotation, molecular function: oxidoreductase activity. Bases 1 to 930 code for a protein of 309 amino acids. NCBI's taxonomy places the organism in Eukaryota, Fungi, Ascomycota, Eurotiomycetes, Eurotiales, Aspergillaceae. The record is from RefSeq and is a predicted model, not a curated record. The transcript has a single exon.
AUGAUCGACAUCGCCCCCAAACCCACCCCCUCAAUCUCCAUAAGCAUCGACAACGACACCAUCCCCCUCGGCGAAACCGACCUAGCAAUCCACGAGCUCCAAAGCGUCGCAAGGGAAGGCAUCGCCCUAGGGGCCGGCACCGCCGCCGUCCUCCUCCAGAUCGCACACCCCCUAGUCGGCCAGGGCGUUGCAGACCACAGCACCUUUGCCAGCCGCACCAUCAGCCGCACGGAGUACACGCAGAUGUACAUCUUCGCGAUGAUCUUCGGGACGGACGAGGAGAAAGCAGCGAUGAAGGCUUGGGUGGACAAAGCGCAUGCCCGCGUGAAGGGCGAAGCACAAGUACAAGUACAGAACAGCGGGGAAUACAGGAACGAAGCGUAUGACGCUAUGAAUCCUACCCUGCAGCUCUGGGUUGCUGCUACGAUCUAUGCGUCUAUGGUGGGGAUGUACGAGAAGGUUUAUGGCGAGCUGCCGCCGCUCAAGGCGGAGCUUGUGUACCAGGCUUAUGCGUGCAUGGGGACGUCGCUGCAGGUGCCGCGGGAGAUGUGGCCGGCUGAUCGGAGGGCGUUUAAGGUUUAUUGGGAUGAUGUGGUGCAGAACCAGCUGUAUGUUACGGAGGAUGCGAGAGGGGUGUUGGAUGAGCUGUUUCAUCCCAAGGGGUUGCCGCUGUGGGCGAGGCCGAUUGCUUGGACGUUGUUGCCGAUUGUCAGGCCGUUGACGGUUGAGCAGUUGCCGGUGAACGUGAGGGAGGGGUUUGGGUUGAAGUCGACGAUGGCGACGAGGGCUAUUGCUGGGUUGUUUAUGUCGACGGUUAUGGUUACUUAUCCUGUUACGCCGGGGUUUAUUCGCCAUUGGCAGAAGACGUACUCGCUGAGGCUGAUGAGGAAGAGAAUGAAGAACCGUGGCGGGAAGUUGCUGAAGUUGUGA